Messenger RNA from Meriones unguiculatus (Mongolian gerbil), 1446 nucleotides. RefSeq names its product zinc finger protein 120-like. Gene Ontology annotation, cellular component: PcG protein complex; transcription regulator complex. The coding region runs from base 90 to 1007 and encodes 305 amino acids. Gene Ontology annotation, molecular function: RNA polymerase II cis-regulatory region sequence-specific DNA binding; DNA-binding transcription factor activity, RNA polymerase II-specific. The transcript has 3 exons. Lineage: Eukaryota; Metazoa; Chordata; Mammalia; Rodentia; Muridae. The record is from RefSeq and is a predicted model, not a curated record. Gene Ontology annotation, biological process: regulation of transcription by RNA polymerase II.
CAUUGACCUACAAUGAUGUACAUGUGAACUUUACUCGAGAAGAGUGGGAGUUGCUGGAUUCUUCCCAGAAGAACCUUUACAAAGAUGUGAUGCUGGAGAUUUACAAGAACCUCACUGCUAUAGGCUACAAUUGGGAAGAUCAUAAUACUGAACAGAAUUGUCAAAGUUCUAAAAAUCAUGGAAGGUACGAAAACAGUCAUACUGGAAAGAAAACCUAUGAAUAUACUGUAUGGGAUAAAGCCUUUGUAUAUCAUGGUCGUCCUCAAAGGCAUAAAAGAACCCAUACUGGAAAGAAACAUUAUAAAUGUAACCAAUGUGGUAAUACCUUUGCAUGCAACAGUCAUCUCCUCAGACAUAAAAGAGCACACACUGGAGAGAAACCUUUUGAAUGUAACCUAUGUGGUAAAGCCUUUGCAUAUAACAGUCAUCUCCUAAUACAUAAAAGAACACACACUGGAGAGAAACCUUAUGAAUGUAACCAAUGUGGUAAAGCCUUUGCACGAAACAGUCAUCUGGUAGUACAUAAAAGAACACACACUAGAGAGAAACCUUAUGAAUGUAAACAGUGUGGUAAAGCCUUUUCAUAUAACAGUGUUCUCCUAAGACAUAAAAGAACACAUGAUGGAGAAAAACCUUAUGAAUGUAACCAAUGCGGUAAAGCUUUUGCAUCUAACAGUGAUCUCCUAAAACAUAAAAGAACACAUAUUAAAGAGAAUUCUUAUGAAUGUAAGCAAUGUGGUAAAGCCUUUGCAUAUAAUAGUCAUAUGCUAAUACAUAAAAGAAUACACACUGGAGAGAAACCUUAUGAAUGUAACCAAUGCGGUAAAGCUUUUGCACGAAAAGGUCAUCUUGUAGUACAUAAAAGAACACACACUGGAGAGAAGCCUUAUGAAUGUAACCAAUGUGGCAAAGCCUUUGCAUAUAACAGUGUUCUCCUAAGACAUAAAAGAACACAUACUGAAGAGAAAUCUUAUGCAUUCAACCAGUGUGUUAAAGCCUUUGCAUGACAGAAUAGUCUUCAAACACAUGAAAGAACACACACUGGAGAGAAACCUAAUGAAUAUACACAAUAUGGUAAAUCCUAUGCAUUUCACAAUAGUCUCCAAAAACAAAGAAGAACACACUGGAGAGAGACCAUAUGAAUGUAACUAAUGUGGUAAUGUCUUACCCAAUACAAUCCUCUAAUACACAAAAUAACUCAUUUGAGUAAACCUGUGAAUGUAACCCAUGUGGCAAAACCUUUGCAUACCAUAAUAAUCUACAAAUACACAAUGGAGUGAAACUCUAUGAAUGUAACCAUUGUGGGAAAGACUUUGUGCUCAACAGUCAUCUAAUACGUUAAAGAAGACAUACUGGAGAGAAGCGCUAUGAAUGUAACCAGUUUGAUGAAAUUUUUGCACUUCAGAAUCAUCUUCAAACUCAUGAAAUAAAUCAUACUGGACAGAA